UUUCCUAAUUUACAUAUUAAGACAAACCCCAAAUCCUUUUUCGCAGAUAAAUUACUCGAUAAUUAGUAACUACUAAUAAUAUUGAAAAUGAGAAGGGGGCAUUACAGGGGUGAUUCAGGCGGCCGUGGCCGGGGCCGUGUUGGUGGUCGUGGCGCAUACGGAACCCAAUUGAAUCAGCAGCAGGAAAACAGGUCUGGAUAUCAACAAGGACGUCACCAAGAGCAGCAGGAGAAGGACCCUAAUCAUCAUCACAACCAAUGGAGAUGGGAAAGAGACGGAGGUCACAAUAAGUUGCCUAUGGAUUCCAUGUCACCCCGUGCAUCAUUUGACGAAGGUCAAGGAUAUCAAGCUUCUAGAUCCUACUACCAAGAUCAGAGGCCGGAUCCUCAGAUGCUAUUAGAAAAACAAAGUGGUAGUGAUCCCAGACAUCUGCCUCGCGAAGAGGAUAUGGACAUAGGAUACAAAGACAAUAGCAUGUCACAGACUUUUGAAGGUCUUGAGCAGAGAUUCCUUGAUGACAUCAUGAAACUGAGUAAAGAACAAACUGAUGCAGAGGAUGCUGAAAAUGCUAGGCAUCGGGAGGUUUGUUCAUCAUAAUACUCUUUUUUUCUUUUAUUUAUUAAAUUUUAAGUUGACAUGGUUUUAAUAUGAAGCUAAAUAUCCAAGAAAGCAUGUUCUAUUGUUGCUAGAAGGUUAUGAGAUCAGUUUCAAAAAAAAUAAAAAAAAUACUUGUAAUAAAUAGGAACACAAAUUUAUAAUUUUUACAAGGGUAAAGCUAAACUAGUAAAAAAAUACUUAGGUAGAGACCAUUUUCGUAAUUAUUUUGUAUCAUGUUUGUUGGCACGUAAUGCCUAAUGGUUUGGUCUUGAUAUACCAUCCUCUACAGUUUGGUUUUAAACAUUCACCUGCAUUAUGAUUUAUAAAUCUACUGCGAUUGUAUACACAAUUGAGAUUCCAACUACUCAAGUAAUCAAUUUCGGUGACAAGGACUAUGCAAUAAAAUCUUAAGAUGUUUUUUACCCCCGAGAAAUGACCAUUCAGGUAAAUAACAAAGCAGGCUAUUUGAAACGAAAGAAUGGAUACUUUAUGGUAAAAUUCAAACAUUCUUUUAAGGAUACAAAUAUCAAUACCCCAAAGUUAUGGAUGGACUUCAUGUUGGUAUAUGGUGCUUUACAAAUUAAAUUUUAUUCAAAUUGUGAUUCUUCUGCCCAUGCCAUUGGGAUAUUCCUUAUAGUUAGAUUUAAAACAUGCUUUUUUAUUUAUGAAGUGACAUUUAUCCUAUGAAAUUGCAAUAUUAAGUUGGUUUAUUGAUAUGUUCAAGGUUGCUCCAACUUUUGGUACAUCUGUCAUAAUUGGUGAUAGAGAAGCCAUUAUUCACAUCAACAAAAACAGUCAGUAGAAAAAAAUAAAAAAUAAAAAUCCAAGUAUCUCCUCCAACCAAAGUUCAAGCUUCACUUUUGAUCUUAUGGUGGAGUUUGUAUGCAUCAAAGCUGCUUGAGAGCAGCUGAUCUGUUCAUGCAGACAACAAAUUUUAUUAUUAUUAUUAUUAUUUUUUCACCAUGUAGUCCAGUUGAAUUAAGGUUUACUUUAUUCAUACGGCAGCAUCUUGUGAACAAUGAACUGUUAGGGAAACUUUAGUGUUGGUCAACAGUCUUUAUUUUGUUUCAAGUUUGUCAGUGAACUUAAAACAUUGUGACAAUUGGGUCAUUGAAAUUAAAUGUUGAUUACUG
This is a messenger RNA of Olea europaea var. sylvestris, 1730 nucleotides long. RefSeq lists its product as uncharacterized. The coding region runs from base 88 to 597 and encodes 169 amino acids. The record is from RefSeq and is a predicted model, not a curated record. Lineage: Eukaryota; Viridiplantae; Streptophyta; Magnoliopsida; Lamiales; Oleaceae. The transcript has 2 exons.